AAGACAAAUUCUUAAAUAAUAAAAACACUUUCUAACAAUAUCAACAACACAGAAAAUAGAGAAAAAAUAGAGACCAAUCGUAGUAGUAAAUCAUACUGCAUGUGUGUACAUGUACGUAUAUUUCUAGAAACUAACACCAAUGAUGAAGCCGGAAGGCGAUGAUGCGAUUUUUGGCGGCGGGCCAAAAAAAGUCUCAUCGACGCCACUUUCAUUGCAACAACGUCGACGUAAAACGAUCUUUCUAAAUGCCAUCGGCCUUGUCCUUGACAUCGACCGCAGCGUCCCGACGCUACGCAGCCACGAUUGCAUCAGAAUGUUCGAUGCACGGAAUACACCCAGGAAGGGUGCCGUUAGCAGUGGAAGUAUAGAGAAGGGGAAAUGUAAUACCAUGUUGAUCAUAGUGGGAGGCUUUACGCAGCUGGACAGGUGUGUCAAUAAAUGUAAAUAUACAAUAUAUGUACAAAAAUGGUUGUGUAAACUAUAUACACAAUAUGUAUUUAUGUAUAAAAUGCACUAUUUACACUGUUACAAAAAUAUUGUUUUUCGAUAUUUUGUCAUACUGUUGUUAAAAGUUUAG
Molecule: messenger RNA, 577 nt
Organism: Bombus pyrosoma
Lineage: Eukaryota; Metazoa; Arthropoda; Insecta; Hymenoptera; Apidae
Exons: 2
Coding region: 140-577 (145 amino acids)
Source: RefSeq, a predicted model, not a curated record